This is a messenger RNA of Fimicolochytrium jonesii, 1398 nucleotides long. RefSeq lists its product as uncharacterized. The record is from RefSeq and is a predicted model, not a curated record. The transcript has 9 exons. Gene Ontology annotation, biological process: intraciliary transport; cilium assembly. Bases 1 to 1398 code for a protein of 465 amino acids. NCBI's taxonomy places the organism in Eukaryota, Fungi, Chytridiomycota, Chytridiomycetes, Spizellomycetales, Powellomycetaceae. Gene Ontology annotation, cellular component: intraciliary transport particle B; cilium; centriole.
AUGCCGUCAGGAUAUGCAGGGGGAUUAGGGAAGCCCGGGACCCUCGGUGGUGGCAUAACGAUAGGGCCAGGGCAAGAUACAUUUGUGGGUGGGGUGGGACCGGGAGGGAGAAACACCGAAAAGGGCGUCGCGAACGUCUUGUUCAAUAUCAGCAAGAAGGAGACGAUGACGCCGAGUAAUGGGUUCAAGACGAUGCAGAGAAGAUUGCGCAAUGGAUUCAAGCUGGGACUCUUCAAGGAGGAGAUGAGCGCCGCAAAGCUUGCGGAUACGGAUCUUCUAGUUUUUGGAGGGCCGAAAGAAAAGUUCACUACUGCAGAGUUCGCAGCGCUGAAAGCAUAUAUGGACAAUGGAGGUUCGAUAUUGUACUUAACGGGAGAGGGAGGGGAGGCAGCCCUGGAAACGAAUUUCAACUACCUGCUGGAGGAGUACGGCAUGAUGGUCAAUCCAGAUUCUGUAACGCGAACGGUGUACUACAAAUAUUACCACCCAAAAGAGGUCUAUGUAGCGAACGGAGUGCUCAAUCGCGAGAUCAACCGAGCAGCGGGCAAGCGGGUGGGGGUGCUGGCAGAAGGGACAAACACCGUACCAGAAACUGGGAAGUUCAGUCCAAGCUCUUUGACAUUCGUAUAUCCAUUUGGCGCCACCCUCAACGUACAAAAACCGGCAAUACCAAUCUUAUCGUCCGGUACCGUAUCGUACCCGCUCAACCGGCCCGUGGGUGCGGCCUACGUAAAUCCCAAUGGGUCCGGAAAACUGGUGGUCGUGGCGUCCACGCAGAUGUUCUCCGACACGUACAUCGACAAGGAGGAAAACGGGAAACUGCUCGAUGUCCUGAUACAAUUCUGCACAUCAGAUAAGAUUGUCCUCAAUAGUAUAGACGCCAACGAACCCGACAUCUCCGACUACCACUACCUCCCCGACACCGCCGAACUAUCAACAACGCUACGGUCCUGCCUGCAGGAAAGCGAAGAGCUGCCAAAAGAUUUCACGGCGUUAUUCGAUAUGCAGCUGUUUCAGUUUGACGCCAAACUCGUGCCUGCGGCUGUGGAGAUGUAUGAGCAGCUGGGGUUGAAGAAGGAGCCGUUGACGUUGAUACAGCCUCAGUUCGAAACCCCCCUCCUCCCCCUCACCCCCGCCACCUUCCCGCCCAUGCUCGUCGACCUCCCCGCACCCUCUUUGGACCUCUUCGACCUCGACGACGCCUUUGCAAGCGACCGCGUGCGUCUCGCGCAGCUGACCAACAAGUGCACCGACGAGGAUCUGGAGUACUAUGUGCGGGAGUGCGGGGCGAUAUUGGGGGUGAAUGAGCGGUUGGAGGCGGACAAAAGGGAUGCGAAGCAUGUGUUGGAGUUUGUCUUUAGGAGUGUGGUUGGGUGGAAGAAGUUGAAUCAGGAGUAG